Messenger RNA from Carassius carassius (crucian carp), 1077 nucleotides. Its product is annotated as ras-related protein Rab-35-like. The record is from RefSeq and is a predicted model, not a curated record. The coding region runs from base 233 to 838 and encodes 201 amino acids. Gene Ontology annotation, cellular component: endosome membrane; plasma membrane. The transcript has 6 exons. Gene Ontology annotation, biological process: endocytic recycling. Lineage: Eukaryota; Metazoa; Chordata; Actinopteri; Cypriniformes; Cyprinidae. Gene Ontology annotation, molecular function: GTP binding; GTPase activity.
UCUGAUUGGUUCUCAGCCGCGCUGGUGCAGCAGGAGGAAGCGCCGUUUCCGGUAAUGAGCGACUGACUGCUGACAAACCCCGACGACAAACCCGCUGCUUUCGGCAUCUACCGGCGUGAAAUUGUCCGCUCUCAUCCGGGCGGGACGUCAGACGGGUUCCAGCCAAGCGUUCGGCUGGAGAGAGGCGUGAAGCUGCAGCAGAGCCGCGGGGUUUGAGCCUCCCAGCGCCGGUAUGGCCCGCGACUACGAUCACCUCUUCAAGCUGCUGAUCAUCGGUGACAGCGGUGUUGGAAAGAGCAGUCUUCUCCUGCGUUUUGCAGACAACACUUUUUCAGGUAGUUACAUCACCACUAUAGGAGUGGACUUCAAGAUCCGGACGGUGGAGAUUAAUGGAGAGAAGGUGAAGCUGCAGAUAUGGGACACAGCCGGACAAGAGCGAUUCAGAACCAUCACGUCUACGUAUUACAGAGGAACCCAUGGGGUCAUAGUAGUGUAUGACGUCAGCAGUGCUGAAUCCUUUGUUAAUGUCAAGCGUUGGCUGCAUGAAAUAAACCAGAACUGCGAUGACGUCUGUCGAAUAUUAGUGGGAAAUAAAAAUGAUGAUCCAAACUCUAAGGUUGUGGAGACGAAUGACGCACAGAAGUUUGCUGAGCAGAUGGGCAUCAGCCUGUUUGAGACAAGCGCAAAAGAGAACAUCAACGUGGAGGAGAUGUUUAACUGCAUCACAGAGCUGGUGCUCCGGGCAAAGAAAGAGUCUGUGGCCAAACAGCAGCAACAGCAGCAAAACGAUGUGAUUAAACUCGGCAAAAAUAGCAAACGGAAAAAAAAAUGCUGCUAGUGGAUGAACAGGUGUUCCUCUGCACGGCGAUCUGCACAUGCAGAUGGACUGUGAUCAUCUCACUUAAGAUUUCACAAAAAACACAAUGUGUACAGAUGCAGGCCUUUUUGGACCGAGACAAACCACAGUGACUUUUUAAAAGAAAAUGUACAGAUUUUAUCAGAGUCAAGGAUUUUUAUUUGGAAUUCGUGAUAUUUAAUAAAAGAUCUUCCUUCUUUAUUGAAGGACCAGCAAGCUGA